This is a messenger RNA of Cynoglossus semilaevis (tongue sole), 5011 nucleotides long. RefSeq names its product T-box transcription factor TBX5-A. Bases 2027 to 3637 code for a protein of 536 amino acids. Gene Ontology annotation, cellular component: chromatin; nucleus. The transcript has 8 exons. NCBI's taxonomy places the organism in Eukaryota, Metazoa, Chordata, Actinopteri, Pleuronectiformes, Cynoglossidae. Gene Ontology annotation, molecular function: RNA polymerase II cis-regulatory region sequence-specific DNA binding; DNA-binding transcription factor activity, RNA polymerase II-specific. The record is from RefSeq and is a predicted model, not a curated record. Gene Ontology annotation, biological process: positive regulation of DNA-templated transcription; regulation of transcription by RNA polymerase II; cell fate specification.
AUGCGCCGCGCAGACCUAUGGGAGCAGCUGCAGGGGGAGGGCAGACUCCAUUAAUGACCGAGGACAUGGGGAGGUUUAGAUGUUCAGAUCAGGGCAGCAGCAGCAGCAGCAGCAGAGAGGAGGGUGCGUCACAUUUUACGGUGGACUGAUCUCAGCCUUCACUGUCGCCGGUGUCUGAAACAGGAGGCAACGAUGAGGCCGAGGCACUGGCUGUGAGUCUGAGGAGAGGAGGGAUUGUUGCGCACUUCAAACCCUGGCUAUAGCAGAACUCAUUGUGGAUUUUAUGAGAUCUGAGGGGGGACAUUUGGAUUCUUUGGAUGUUAUAAUAUCCCACUUUGAGUCGUGGUAAACUGAAACUAUAAGACUGUUACAAGAGGAGGAGCUGUAGCAGGAGGAAAAAGAGCGGGAUGAGAGUGUAUUCUUCAGGGAACAGGGACGUUUUUUAGGUAAACAGGCCUCACAUGUACAUAUCUAGUACUCACACACUCACGUGCAGUAAAAAUCCAAGGUAGUAUGGGUAAUUUAGGCCAGUAACGAGCACUUGGACUUGAAGCUCUGCUUGGAGUUUUUACGCACUCGUUUAACCAGUGCAAAUUAUAUUUAUAAUGUGAUAAUAUUGAUGUUUAAAUAUCGGAAUCAGUCAAGCCGAGUAUGAAAGUAGACCCGAGAAAAAUAACUUUGAUCACUCUGGGACUUUGGUCUCUGUUGCCUUUAGAAUUGUCCUAACUGUGUACGUCCUUCGCCUACGUGUAUAUUUUCUCUUCUUUUGGACCAUUCUCUGAAAAAACAAAUGGUUAAAAUUCCAAAAGGUAGUCAGUGUUUGAAAUACUUAUUAAGACAUGCUCGGUUUGAUCUUUACAAUGUCUGCAAGGCGAGUAUUCAAAAUGAAAAUGUCCUUAUAUAUUCACUACACUGUACAUUACAAUCGGUCUUAUUUACUUAACUCAAUUGCAAAUAAUACGUUGAUUUGCACAGAAAAUGUAGGAUCUUAGGAUGUGUAUCAUCGAAAGCCCCGGUCUUUUCGUAGCAUUGAAAAAAAUAUUUUUUGCUGGUACCAGUUUGAGUAUCUUAUUAUUUUUGUAGUUUAUAUUUUAUGAAUGUUCUUAGAUGAUAUGACAUGUAUUAUUUUGAUGAAAUUGACGGACUCGAAUAAAUAAUGUUUUGAAGUAGGGUAACAUGUCUUGUGCAUUUAGAUGUCAAAUAACCGAAUUCAAUAACAGAACAAAUAAAAGGGAGCGAUUUUAUAGCUACGUUAAUAGAUUCUAGGAUAGAAAGUCGUGAUAAUAAUUUCGAUAUAUUUUACUUUAAACCUAUGCGGAAUAAAGGGGCGGCGUGCUAAUGUUCUGCAAUGUAUAGUAAAAUAUGCCUCGACAAAAUGUGUUUUUACAACGUUAAAAACUGCAUUUACUAAAAAAAAACACAAUUCUGAGAAAGGUAUUAAUUGAUUAAUUAAGUUGAAUCUAAUUAAUCAAUUAAUACCUAAUUAUAUAUCUAAUUAAUCAAAUAAAUCUGCACGAAUUUCCUAAUCCUGCUCCUAAUUUAAACGUAUUAAGAAAAAUGAACACUAUAAAAUAUUUUAUGUGACCCUAUUUUUGUUUCUGUGCACCAAGGCCAAUAAGGCCAAACUUUUCUCCUAUUCUAAAUAAUUUGCAAUAUUCAAAUAUUUCCACUUUGUAUAUUAACCAAAUAAUAAGUUUGAUUUGCAGUUAGUGGAAAUGUGCAAUUUAAAUACAUCCAUCCAUCCAUCCAUCCAUUUUCAUCCGCUUAUCCGUUACCGGGUCGCGGGGGCAGCAGUCGCCACCCAAAUCACAUUGCACCGUACCAAACCUUCCUGCGGGUGGUGAGUCCACUGGAAGGUACCAAUUUAAAUACAGUUAGUUUGCAAUUUUAUAAAGUGUAAUUAAAUUUCAACUUCGUAUUUGUAUCUUUUAAAUUUAAUUCAAACCAUUGUGAGUGCAUUUUGGAGCAAACUAUAGAAAAAAAUGUGUACUGUAAAAAAAAAAAAAAAAUCUAUGUGUGUGUGUGUAUGUGUCAGUUGACCAUGGCAAACGGAGGAGACCAGUUUGGACUUUCAGGUCGCCCGGACUCGGACUGUAAUGAAUCUCCAAAAGAGAACGAACCUGAGACUCCGAGCUUUAGUUGCAGUUCUCCAGCUUCACCUCAGACAACGACCAACCAACAGGGAAUGGAAGGAAUCAACGUGUUCCUUCAUGACAGAGAACUGUGGAGAAAAUUUGACGAAGUUGGAACUGAGAUGAUCAUCACUAAAGCUGGAAGGAGGAUGUUCCCUAGCUACAAGGUGAAGGUCACAGGCCUCAACCCAAAAACCAAGUACAUUCUCCUCAUGGACAUCGUGCCGAGGGAUGACAACCGCUACAAGUUUGCAGACAAUAAAUGGUUGGUAACGGGAAAAGCUGAGCCCGCCAUGCCGGGGAGACUGUACGUCCAUCCAGACUCUCCGGCCACCGGAGCUCACUGGAGCCGUCAGCUGGUCUCCUUCCAGAAGCUCAAACUCACAAACAACCAUCUGGAUCCAUUUGGCCAUAUAAUACUCAACUCCAUGCACAAAUACCAGCCUCGUCUCCACAUCGUCAAGGCGGACGAGAACAACGGCUUCGGCUCCAAGAACACAGCCUUCUGCAGCCACGUCUUCUCUGAGACGGCCUUCAUCGCCGUGACGUCCUACCAGAACCACAAGAUUACACAGCUGAAGAUUGAGAACAAUCCCUUCGCCAAAGGCUUCAGAGGCAGCGAUGACAAUGAACUGCACCGCAUGGCAAAGCUUCAAGGGAAGGAUUACCCAGUGGUUCCACGUAGUACUGUGCGUCAGAGACUGUGCUCCAGUGGGAGCCCCUUCAGUGGGAAGGGUCAGGGAGUGAUGGUCUCUCCUGAGGCUGUUGCUUCUCCCUAUAGCUGUGAAAAUGGCCUGAAGAGCAGCAGCAGUCCACAAGAGCUGAUGGCUGCUCCCCCUACUCACUGCACCUCGCCUCACCCUCAGCCCCCACCUCAGCUGCAGCACAGCCAGCAACAGCAGCUCUACCAAUGCAGCAAGAGAAAACGGGUGGAAAACUAUCCAUCAGAAAACCACCAGCACCAAUACAAGAAGCCCUUCACUAGUAGCUCAACAACUGAAGGCGAGUUGUAUUAUCAUCCCUCCUCCUCCUUUCCCACUUCUCCAACUGGUCUGCCCACCAACACGGGCCAUGGUCUCGCGGACGCCCCCUACAGCUCAGAUAUGGGACAGCGUCAAGCCUGCAUGUUUGCCAACUUGGAGCCUAGAAUGGACGAACCCGGUUUUUCAUCCUGGUCAUACCCUUGUACCCUGCCCUCUUCAAUGACACCUAUGGAACAUUACCCUCCCUACACCCCGCAUCCUCCCUACAGCUCCAGCCCUCAGGGCUCCCGACUAAGCACCGUAGCCCAUCAGAGCACUCCCCUGAUGGGAGAACACAUCCCCCCGGAGCUUUAUCAGAACCAGAGCCCUGGACCUCUGUCCCUGAACUGCCACAACGUUCACAGCCCUCCUCUUAGAGAGCAUCCACGAUACACAUCAAGUCUUUCUCCUCCACUUUACCACACACUUGAGACACACACACACAUCAGGUGUGGAGUUCCAGAGUGGAGUGCUGCCUCUUAACUAUAAUAGUGGACAAAUAUGGAAUGGCUAAGUGGGUGGAAUGUGUCGAAAUCAAAAUGCUGCACCGGAUUCAGACUAAACAUGAUACAACUGUUGUAACGUUAUUGGGCAAAGUUUGUGUUAUGUGGACAAUUCUCAUCUGUUAGCAAUGUCUGCCUUCUAUGAUGGAACGAGUCCUGAUGAGGACUGGACGUGGACAUGCCCGAAGCUUCUGAUGUCGGAAACAAAAAUAAUUCUUUCAUAAAGACUGAUGUCAUCCAAAUGUUUGCACUGUCAGGCCUUCAAGGACACACUGUAAACAGCAUCAAGCACCAAUGAAUCCUAUUCUUUGAAUUGUCAAGAAUGUAAAUAACCAGACGGUAACAACAAAAACCAACAAAAGAAUCUUUAAUAAGAACCCAAAGCAGGAAUAAUUCUCCGAAGCAGUUCAAAUCUGAUUUUUAUUCUCAGACUCGGUGAGAAAAGAUUUUAAGUUUUAGCUUUAGCAUAUUUAGUAUCUCUCAAUGUAAAAUCUGUGUCAGCGUCACUGACGGAUACUGUGUUGAUGUCAGAUGAGACAGACAGUAGUAGCUGCCAGUGCGUCACUUUCCUAAUGAAUAUGUUGUUUAGACCACACUACAGGCAGAAGGACCUGUAGAUAAAGCAGCAUUUUGGGUAAAUGCCCAGGUGACCAAUCAUCUUAGUCUGCUCACAAGCAGCCAACCAGUAAACACAAACAUCUUUCCUGCACCUAGCUGCCCAUUUAAGGCCUAAGAAACAGACACAUGCAGCUGCCUCUACAAACACUGUUAAUAUUCAGUGAUGGUUGUCAAGAGCUUGACCGUGUUGCGUUGUGCUUUAAGUAAUAUUUUGAGUAUGUUCAAAAGCAAACAGCAUAGUCUUUAGUCUGGCACCAGUGGUCGGGAUGAUGCAGUCUGGCUAUGACUGCAGAGAAAAUGACAAUUUGUUUUGGACCAAAUUUUGCUUAUGACCUCAGGUAGCAGUGCCACAUGUUGAAAACUGCCAGGUUACUCAUUUAACAACAUUUAGAUGAGGGUCACACUGCAAUUGUUGUUGUUAAUUGUAAAUAAAAAUGUGUGGGCCCUGGUAUUUUUGUGUAGCCGGCAUUUUAUAUAGUUCAUCUGCACAUGUGUUGAUGUUGUACUACAGAUACUUUUACCAAUGCAAACCAUUAUAUUACAGGGAUCAGACGAUUACCAUUCCUUGAAAUAACAGAUAUGUUUGCAUUUUUUGUGAUAGAAAUGUUUGUGUAUUAUUAAAUAAUUUCUUGCGAAUAAUAUUUAUUACUUAAUUUUCAACUCCAGUGUCUCCAAACUGAUUCAUAAUUGUGAUAAACUCCUGCUUAGACAUGUUUCUGUUGGAUGUAAAUAAAGA